Molecule: messenger RNA, 3192 nt
Organism: Monascus purpureus
Lineage: Eukaryota; Fungi; Ascomycota; Eurotiomycetes; Eurotiales; Aspergillaceae
Source: the annotation of a GenBank genome assembly
UUUGGUUUCUCCCUUGGAAAAUUAUGUAAAUCUCAAACCGGAUAUACGGGUCAAAGAAUUGAGAACCGAAAGGGAAGUAAUAAAUAAUAUCUUUCCAGACCGUCAACUCAAAUCUCGAUCGACCUCCUCAUGUUCGUCGGAUAAUCCUUAGCGACUCCAAGGCAUGUCGGCGUCUGAGCAGCCAUUUCAAACCUAUGGCUUCCAGACUUCCAUUGAUAUCGCCCACAGGAAAACUUAUACUGUAGCCCCUCUGGCUGGACACAAGCGACCCCCAGACAAUUCUCUUCUUGAUACCCGCCAGGCCCCAGGGAGUAUAAAGGGUCAUCAUCCUACUGACUUCGUUCGAGCGUCGGCUGCUAUUACCAAGCCUCAUUUAGUUGCUAGCCAGAUUCGCACGGUUGCGGGUGACUCGCACACACUGCAUGGAAACGGACAUGGACGUUUGACAUUGCAAGCCCCCGAGCAUGACACUGCAAAGCCGACAACUGCUGCUCUGAAAACAGAAUCUGGCCCUUUAUCUACACCCAAACCUGACCAAGAAGGCUUUUUGUCUCUCAAGGACCCUCGAUAUGGAUUGCCUACGACCCUGGUAGCCAAUUUCGCGUCCCUAGGAGUCAAAACCAUCUAUCCCUGGCAGGCAUCAUGCUUGCUUGUCCGGGGUCUUCUUACUGGUGAACGAAAUCUUGUCUACACGGCUCCUACCGGAGGGGGGAAAUCCCUCGUAGCGGAUGUCUUGAUGUUGAAACGGGUUAUUGAGAAUCCUUCGCGCAAGGCAAUUUUGGUCUUGCCUUACGUUGCCUUGGUCCAAGAGAAGCUCAAAUGGCUCAGACGCAUCGUGCGAGAUGUUGAAAAGGCCAUUCCUGAAGAUGACACUGAUAAUGUAGACAACGCCAAUCCUUCCCGCCAGCGCUGGAGGAAGAUGGAGAAGUCGAUUCGUAUCACUGGAUUCUUUGGCGGAAGUCGAACUACCGCUACCUGGGCCGACACGGAUAUCGCCGUUUGCACCAUUGAGAAGGCAAACUCAUUGAUAAAUGCCGCCAUAGAGGAAUGUAGUAUUGGCGACUUGGCAGCCGUUGUUCUGGAUGAGUUGCAUAUGCUGGAUGAUGAACACCGCGGGUAUCUGAUGGAGCUCAUGGUAACAAAGCUGUUGCUGCUCAAGCAAGAUAUCCAGAUCGUUGGCAUGAGUGCCACUCUUUCAAAUACUGAACUGCUGGCGGAAUGGAUCGAUGCGCAGUAUUUUAUUUCCACUUAUCGACCAGUCCCUAUAGAUGACUACCUCGUUUAUGAGAAUUCAAUAUACCUGGCUGCAACAGCCAGGCAGUUAUUUCAGACUGCUUCUAAACUGACUUCAAAGUCUCCUGAUUCCAUAACCCCACAUCGAACAAUAGAAGUUUCAACUUUCAGACAGCUUUCCAAUCCAAUGACGAACGCGACGGUGGCCUUGGCAGUCGAUACAGCUGUAACAGGAUACGGGGCUUUAGUCUUUUGUGGCAGCCGCCAGGGUUGCCAGACAAAUGCUGUUAUAAUAAGCGAGGCAAUGCCAAUGGAGAUCGCUGCCGAUGAAGAUGAUCUGAGCAAGAGGCUGGACCUGCUUGCUGAAUUACGCAGUCUACCUUGUGGUCUUGAUCCUGUCCUGGAGAAGACGAUAGUCAAAGGUGUUGGCUUUCAUCAUGCCGGGAUGACUGCCGAAGAGCGAGAGUUGAUAGCACAAUCUUAUGACCAAGGGACUCUAAGGGUACUCCUUGCAACGUGCAGUCUGGCCGCGGGUGUCAACCUCCCCGCAAGGAGGGUUAUAAUCAACGGUGCCCGUAUGGGUCGCGAGCUUGUUGGUCCAGCGAUGCUGCGGCAGAUGUGUGGGCGAGCAGGCCGCAAGGGAAAGGAUGAUGUUGGAGAGACGUAUCUUAUAUGCGGGAAUACCGACUUACAGGCUGUCUGCGAUUUGCUAGAAGCCGAUAUGCCCGCUAUUGCAAGCUGUUUGGCUCCUGAAAAGCGAGGCCUCAAGAGGGCGCUUUUGGAAGCCAUAGCAACCGGUCUGGCUUCUGGGGCUGAUGCUAUCAAGGAAUACGUCAAAUGCACCCUUCUCCACAGAACAUUGGACAAGAAGAUAACUUACAACAUCAUGAACUCGGCUCUCCAGGAAUUGCUUAACGAGGGUCUUUUGCACUUAAGAGAUAAUGAGUCGUACGAGGCCACGCGACUUGGACAAGCUAUUGUCGCUUCGGCCUUUUCGCCAGAGGACGGUCUUUUCGUUUACGAGGAGCUGAGACGAGCACUGAAGGCUUUUGUGAUGGACGGGGACAUGCAUAUUUUCUACAUGUUCACUCCUCUACAGGUAGCGGUCAACAUGCAGAUAGAUUGGCCUAUCUUUCGCGGUCAAUUGGAUAAUCUAGAUGAGAGCGGGAUCCGCGCUCUUCAGUUUGUCGGUGUUCAGCCGGGUCUCGUCAACUCAAUGGUCCAGAGCGGUGCUUCGCUCAAGGAGACAACUCCAGCGGAGAUUAAGCAAGCGACAAUCUACCGCCGUGCCUACACAGCGUUCCAGCUCCGCGACUUGAGUAAUGAGGUUCCGCUAUCGACAAUUGCCCGUCGCUAUCGUAUCCAACGGGGAAGUAUACAGACACUCGCCCAACAAUGCCAUGGUUUUGCGGCAGGUAUAGUAAAAUUCUGUCAGCGCAUGGACUGGGGCAUGCUCGCGGCGGUCCUAGACCAUAUGCGAGAUCGGCUGGAGGCUGGUGCUCGUGCCGAUCUGUUGGAGAUGGCGCAAGUGACCUUCGUAAAAAGCUGGACCGCGAGGUUGCUCCGAGAUAACGGCUUCCGGAACUUGAGAGCGCUGGCAGCCGCAGAGCCAAAGGAUCUUGUUCCGGUAUUGAUGAUGGCCAAUCCUUAUAAGGCCCGGCAGAGCCAGCUACAUUCCCAGGAAGCCGAACGGUACGCUGCCAAGCUGCUCAAGAAGGCUGAGGUCAUUGUUGCAUCUGCAAAUAAAAUCUGGGAACGUGAAACACAGGUCGAAUUGGAAGAAUGAAUAGUCCCAGUCGAAAUAUACAGGAUUGUUUGUCCAUUCACUUGGAGGCCGAUAUUGGAUUCUUUUUAGAUCGUGGAGGUAUCUAUAUAUUUAUGGUUGGCAUUUUGUAAGCAUAUCAUUUGGGUCAUAUUGGACGCAAGCAUUUUAGGCAAGUCAAGUAAUAAAGUGACAUA